UUGAGGGGGUGUUCUCCAAAACUCCUCACCUCCACUCGUUUCGUUUGGGGCCGGGUUGCUCCCUUCAGUGGAUCCUAAUUCUCACACUGCAGGGAGCAGGCUGUGACCCUGCUAUCCCCACCUUCUCCACGCAGACCUCUACGACUCUCAUCCAAAGCAAGGACAUCUCCUUACUCUCUCUGUCCUCACACAGAAGUGCUCCUACAGUCAAUAGGUGCCUUCUCUGCAACGUCUCUGCUCUUCCCUCAUCCUUCUCCAGGUAGAGGAAGCGGGAGGGUGUCCAAAUGGGAUGCUCCAAGGGUUCCUGCCCUGGCAUAACACUGGUUGUUCUGGCUUUGCUGGACCAGUUCUCCCAGUAUGAUCCUCUGUUAGGACCAGUCCCCAUGCAAACUACCAUUUAUUCCUACCCAUCGCUCCUGCACUGUACUAGUUAUCAACAUGAAAGGACCUUCUUCCUUAUCUUACUCAGUUGCACCAAGAGCCCUCGAUGAGGGAUGCAGCUACCUUUAUUUUUUGCAAAAUACCGCUUGCAAAGGGGCUAAUGGAGGCUGGUGGCCACUGCCACCAACUUGGAGGAGAAGUACCAGCUCUCCCUGCUGCAUCUAAUCCUCGCCUGUAAUUCCUCGGAAACACGGAAGAGCAAAAACCUUCCAAGAGUUACAGAAGAAUAAGGAAGUCAGCACACCAGCCCCAUGGCUUGAGGACCCCAUGGAAUGGUCCCUGGAUGUGCUGGUGCAGGAACUGCUCUACAUACCUACUGCAAAGGGCAUUCUCCUCUUGAAGACCCAAAAUUGAAAAUGGGGGCUGGACAUUCCUCCUUCCCAGAGGUGAUCCUGUUGUUCUCUCCCCAGCCAGCGUUGGUCCCUCACAGUGCUGCUUCUCUGAUGCAUUGAAGCUGCAGCACUUCUGGACAUGGAAGAAAACAAGAUAACCCUGGACAGCCUUGAGAAAGGCACAGAUAACCCAGGUUUCAGCUCCAUGGGGGAGGAGAGACUCUAUGACGAAUGUGAUGGUCCAUGUGGUGAGAGCAAAGAGGAGAGGAGAAGAGAAGGGAAAGGGAGAUUCUCCUCCUACUGCAGGAAGGCCCUGCAGCCAGCAUCCAAGGCAAAGCGCUUCUGCAAGGCUCAUGCUAAGGUGUUGAGAAUGGUUGUCCUGGGGCUUCUUGGAGUAGCCUACCUGUGCUACUUUAUUGCGGCCUGUUGGCUCAACUUCCAGCGAGCCCUUGCCUUGGUUGUCAUGACUGCUGUGGUUGUCUUCUUCAUCUGCUGGAGCCUCUUCAAGAAGCACUGUGGGGCAAAAGUAAUGCUGCUCCUCAGCCCCGUUUGGAAAUGCUUCCAAAAGUCCUGGCCGUGGCUGAAAUGGCUGCUGUGGGUGGCCCUCCUGGGAGGCCUGAUCACAUGGCUGGCUUUGGACACCUCCAGAAAUCCAGAGCAGCUCAUCUCAUUAGCUGGCUUCUGCUUUUUGGUGCUGUUCCUGUUUGCCUGCUCCAAGCACCAUGGCGCAGUGUCCUGGAGAGCCGUUUUCUGGGGCCUUGGCAUAGAGUUCUUAUUUGGACUCCUCAUCCUCCGAACAACCCCUGGCAUCCAAGCUUUCCAGUGGCUGGGUGACCAGAUCCAGUUCUUUCUGGGCUACACCACAGCUGGCUCCAGCUUUGUCUUUGGGAAUACGCUCACUGAAGAAGUCUUUGCCUUUCAGGCUCUGCCCAUCGUUGUUUUCUUCAGUUGUGUGAUGUCCAUCCUCUACUACCUCGGCAUCAUGCAGUGGCUCAUUGUCAAGAUCUCCUGGCUGCUUCAGGUCUCGAUGGGCACCACUCCCACUGAGACUCUGAGUGUGGCAGGGAACAUUUUCGUGGGACAGACUGAAGCCCCGCUGCUCAUCCGCCCGUACCUCGCCGACAUGACCCUUUCAGAAAUCCACACUGUGAUGACUGGUGGCUUUUCCACCAUUGCAGGCAGCGUGAUGGGUGCCUACAUAUCCUUUGGGAUAGAUGCGGCAUCACUGAUUGCAGCCUCCGUGAUGGCUGCGCCCUGCGCCCUUGCCAUGUCCAAACUCGUCUACCCCGAAGUGGAAGAGUCCAAGUUCAAGGGCAAAGCAAGCAUCCACCUCUCCCAUGGGCAAGAGCAGAACAUCCUGGAAGCUGCGAGCAACGGGGCUGCUGCCUCUGUGGGGCUCGUGGCCAACAUUGCGGCCAACCUCAUUGCCUUCUUGGCGGUGCUGGAGUUCAUCAACUCUGCCCUGCGCUGGUUUGGGGAGAUGGUAGACAUCGAGGGGCUCUCCUUCCAGGUGAUCUGCUCCUACGUCUUCAUGCCCGUGGCCUUUCUCAUGGGGGCUGACUGGGCAGACUCACCGCUGGUGGCUGAGCUCUUGGGGAUCAAGAUCUUCCUGAACGAGUUUGUGGCAUACCAGCACCUGGCCACGUACAAGAAGAACCGUCUGUCAGGCCUGGAGGAGUGGGACGGGAGCCGAAAGCAGUGGAUAUCUGAGCGAGCCGAGCGCAUUGCCACCUUUGCACUCUGCGGAUUUGCCAACCUUGGCUCCAUUGGGAUCAUGCUGGGAGGCCUGGCCUCCAUGGUGCCCCAGCGCAAGGGCGACUUAGCCUCUGUUGUGCUGCGAGCCCUGCUCACCGGCUGCUGCGUCUCCAUGCUCAAUGCCUGCCUGGCAGGUCUCCUUCAUGUGCCAACGGAGGUGGGCGACUGCGUGACCUUCCUCAGCACCGCCAACUUCAGCUCCACCAGCUACACCAUGUACACAUGCUGCAAGCAGCUCUUUGCCAGCUCAGUGCUCAAGAAUGGGACGGUCUCCUUCACAGGAGCCUGGGCCGGCCUAGCAGAGAGUGUGCUAUGCCUGACACAGUGCUGCGGGCACUACAACCACACGUCCUGCCUGGGGACAACCUAGGAACAUGCAGGCAGCUGCCCGCUCUGGGGCUGAGGGCCUGGGAGCACCAGGGUCUGCAAGGCCUGGCCCCAAAGGUAGAAGAAACCCCGGCAGAGACCUGUGUGUUUUGUCUUCUCCGCUCCAAUGAUAAUGGACAGCUGCGUGCACCUUGCAGCCAGCACCCUUAGGUGCUGGCCUCGUGGACACAAGGGAACUGCUCCCAAAUAAAUCGUGGAAAUCCCCA
Molecule: messenger RNA, 3121 nt
Organism: Harpia harpyja (harpy eagle)
Lineage: Eukaryota; Metazoa; Chordata; Aves; Accipitriformes; Accipitridae
Gene: SLC28A1
Product: solute carrier family 28 member 1
Exons: 17
Coding region: 913-2898 (661 amino acids)
Biological process (GO): nucleoside transmembrane transport
Cellular component (GO): membrane
Molecular function (GO): nucleoside:sodium symporter activity
Source: RefSeq, a predicted model, not a curated record